CCUGGUAGUCACCUCUACCACAUGGGCCCGGGAAAUUAUACACAAAUUUCAGAAUUUCUUCUCUUGGGAUUUUCAGAGAAACCAGAACUGCAGCCCCUCAUAUUUGGGAUUUUCCUCUCCAUGUACCUGAUCACUGUGUUUGGAAACCUGAUCAUCAUCUCAGCCAUCACUUUAGACACCCACCUCCACACACCCAUGUACUUCUUCCUCUCCAACCUGUCCUUUGUAGACAUCUGUUUCACCUCCACCACCAUCCCAAAGAUGCUGUGGAACAUCCAGACCCAGAGCAAAGUUAUCACCUAUGAAGGUUGCAUCACCCAGAUGUACUUUUUCAUACACUUUCUGUGUUUGGAUAACUUCCUCCUAGCUGUGAUGGCCUAUGAUCGCUUUGUGGCCAUCUGUCGCCCCCUGCACUACAUGGUCAUCAUGAAUCCCUGGCUCUGUGGACUGCUGGUCCUUGUGUCCUGGAUCACGAGUAUUCUAAAUUCCCUGUUGGAAAGCUUAAUGUUAUUGCCACUUUCCUUCUGCGCAGACUUUGAAAUCCCUCACUUUUUCUGUGAGCUCAAGCAGAUGGUACAACUUGCCUGUUCUGACAACUUUAUCAAUAACAUGGUGAUGUAUUUUGCUGCUGGGCUGCUGGCUGCUGUUCCCCUGGCUGGUAUCCUCUACUCUUACUCUAGGAUAGUUUCCUCCAUUUGGGGAAUCUCAUCAUUUCAAGGGAAGUAUAAAGCAUUUUCCACCUGUGCAUCUCACCUCUCUGCCGUCUCCUUAUUUUAUUGUACAUCUUUUGGAGUGUACCUUAGCUCUGCUGCUACCCACAGCUCACACUCAAGUGCAAUAGCCUCGGUGAUGUACACUGUGGUCACACCUAUGUUGAACCCCUUCAUCUACAGCCUGAGGAACAAUGACAUAAAGGUUGCUCUGAAAAGUUUAUUUAGGACAAGUACUUUAAAAGGGCAUUUUUUUUUUAGCUAA
Molecule: messenger RNA, 975 nt
Organism: Hippopotamus amphibius kiboko
Lineage: Eukaryota; Metazoa; Chordata; Mammalia; Artiodactyla; Hippopotamidae
Product: olfactory receptor-like protein OLF4
Exons: 1
Coding region: 22-975 (317 amino acids)
Biological process (GO): G protein-coupled receptor signaling pathway
Cellular component (GO): membrane
Molecular function (GO): olfactory receptor activity; G protein-coupled receptor activity
Source: RefSeq, a predicted model, not a curated record